GUGAUGGUGAGGUCUCUUUCAAGGAAGAUAAGAUAUUGUUCAAGAGUGUCAACUCUAGACCAAUGACUUAGUUUUGAAGUCUAUUUCUACUUUUCUAGUGCUGCCAGCUUGGUUGGAGUUUAUAGAAAUGGCAGCAAGAAUUAUCGCACAAUUGAUUGUAAUGGGCUCUGGGAUGAUGGUGAGAGCAGUUGCUCAAGCAUAUCGCCAGGCACUGGCAAAUGCUUCAAAAACUGGUGCCGCUCAAGAAGUAGCUCAGAAUAUCAAAAGAGCGGGCAAAACUAUGACAGAAACUGAGGCAAGGCAAAUUCUUGGUGUUGCGGAGAAAUCCACAUGGGAAGAGGUCUUGCAGAAGUACGACAACCUGUUUGAGCAAAAUGCAAAGAACGGGAGCUUCUAUCUUCAAUCGAAAGUCCAUCGAGCGAAAGAAUGUCUAGAAUCAGUUUACCAAAGUAAAACAGAGGGUGCAAAUUAGAGAGUUUCUCAUAGGUCGAUCUUAUAUGGUGUUCUCAGAUAUGGCUUUUUGUUCCCCCUAUAUCAUCAUUCAGAUUAUUUCUGGGUAUGUCUUUAGCAAUGGAAAUGCCCAUUGUAGAAAUGAUAACCAAAACAGUUUAUUGUGGACUGAGGUGUCAGCUUGUUAAAAUCACAUACACUACUGUAGUUGUAGAAAUACACAAAUAUAACACGAGAUUCAGGCCCUGUUUGGGACAGUAUUUUUGAAGAUAAAAAAGUUUAUCAAAUAUAAGAUAAUAUUAAGCUGA
Ipomoea nil (Japanese morning glory) is the source of this 758-nucleotide messenger RNA. RefSeq names its product mitochondrial import inner membrane translocase subunit PAM16 like 2-like. Gene Ontology annotation, cellular component: TIM23 mitochondrial import inner membrane translocase complex. The transcript is spliced from 5 exons. The record is from RefSeq and is a predicted model, not a curated record. The coding region runs from base 128 to 472 and encodes 114 amino acids. Gene Ontology annotation, biological process: protein import into mitochondrial matrix. NCBI's taxonomy places the organism in Eukaryota, Viridiplantae, Streptophyta, Magnoliopsida, Solanales, Convolvulaceae.